AUGCUGACCAGAGGAAAUAUGUUGACACUGCCAUUCGAGGAACCUCAUAUAAUGUGUGAGCCGCGGUUUGGUGCCAAUUAUCCCCGUGAAAGCUUACCUGAGAGCCUGGAGCAGGAGCGACAACAUAACCCUGACAGAUCCAACUCAGACAUGAGGGAGGUCGAGGACGACAUCUCCGACAGAGAUGAAGACGAGAGAGAGGACGAUCAGGAUGAAAACGGGCUUCCUAAAAAGCGAGGCCCCCGAAAAAAGAAACCGGGCAAAGAGCAGGUUGACAGGGCCAAACUCAGGCGCCAGGAAGCCAACGCCCGAGAGCGCAGCCGGAUGCACGGCUUGAACGCUGCGCUAGAGAGCCUGCGCAAAGUUGUGCCGUGCUACUCCAAAACUCAGAAACUGUCCAAGAUUGAGACCCUCAGACUGGCUAAAAACUACAUCUGGGCUCUGUCAGAGACUCUGAGCGCAGGGAAGAGACCGGACCUCCUCGCCUUCGUACAGACUUUGUGUAAAGGAUUAUCUCAACCAACGACCAAUUUGGUGGCGGGUUGUUUACAGCUGAACGCGAGAAACUUCCUCACAGACCACAACGGAGAGGUGAUGUUCUCUGGGAGGGCGCCCUACGAUGCCAUGUACUCGUAUCCUGGAUCAGACAUGAACACGCCCCCCGGCCACAGCGGGAGCAGCUUGGACAGUAGCGCCAAGCCGUUCCGUCACUACAGCUACAGCAGCGCCUACGAAACCUACUACGAGAACCAGUCCCCGGAGAGCGGGAGCCCGCAUUUCGACGGUCAGCUGAGCCCACCAAUGAACUUUAACGGGAUUUUCUCCCUAAAACACGACGACCCGCCAGAGUACGGUAAAAAUAGCCACUAUGGCAUGCGCUACUGCAGUGCGCCAGGGCGCACGGCUCUUGCGCACAACUCCAUGUACCGAGUCUCCCCAGAGGCCCGUUUCCCUUACGAUCUGCACGUCCGCAGCCAGUCCUUCCAAGCACAAGGAGAAGUUAAUGGCUCUUUCCACAAUUAA
Messenger RNA from Pelmatolapia mariae (spotted tilapia), 1023 nucleotides. It is a transcript of the gene neurod6b, whose product is annotated as neuronal differentiation 6b. Gene Ontology annotation, biological process: axon development; sensory organ development; positive regulation of transcription by RNA polymerase II. Gene Ontology annotation, molecular function: protein dimerization activity; DNA-binding transcription factor activity, RNA polymerase II-specific; E-box binding. Lineage: Eukaryota; Metazoa; Chordata; Actinopteri; Cichliformes; Cichlidae. Gene Ontology annotation, cellular component: nucleus. Bases 1 to 1023 code for a protein of 340 amino acids. The record is from RefSeq and is a predicted model, not a curated record. The transcript has 2 exons.